ACAGCCUCACCGAGCCCUCCGCUCCGCUCCCCACAGCCCUCGGGGAGGCGCCCCGCCAGCCCGCCCGGCCCCACAGCCCGGCGCCCCGUCCCAGCCCAGUGAGGGGCCGCGGCGGCCGGGCCGGGCUGGGCAGGGCGAGGAAGGUACAAACUCUCGCUAUGCUGCCCAGCGCCCUUUACUGGGACCUGGUGGGCUCCUCGGCUCUCCUCAACCUGCCGGCGGCGCCGGGCUUCGGCAACCUGGGCAAAAGUUUCCUCAUCGAGAACUUGCUGCGGGCCGGGGCUCCGAGCCCUGCCCAGCUCCGUCCCCUCCCCGCCAACCCCGUGCCCCUCAAGCUGUGCCCCGCGGCGGAACAAAUCAACCCCUCAGGGGCUCCCUUCCCGGCAAGAUGGGCUUUCCAAGUGCUUAACCCCUCGGCGGCGGACGGCGGCCGCCCGCCAGCGCGGGCCGCGGCGGCGGAGAGAGGCGGCAUCUUCCCGCCGGCAGCCACAGCUCUUUCCAAACACUUCUUUCUCCGAGCCCCGCCAUUCUACUCAGCAUGCUGUGGUGGGUCCUGUCAGCACCCUGCAUCCCCCACUGCUUUUCCAAGGGAGGAAAGUGUGCUGCCUCUUCUGACCCAGGAGUCUAACUCCAAAUCCCGGAGAGGCAUAUUAAGAAGAGCUGUCUUUUCUGAAGACCAGAGGAAAGCUUUGGAGAAAAUGUUCCAGAAGCAGAAGUAUAUUAGUAAAACAGACAGGAAGAAACUGGCCCUUACCCUGGGUCUAAAGGAGUCUCAGGUGAAAAUCUGGUUUCAGAAUCGAAGGAUGAAAUGGCGAAACUCCAAAGAAAAAGAAGUGCUUUCCAACAGGUGCCUCCAAGAAGAAGGUCUUCAGGAGAACUACCUCUCACGAUCCACCAUGAAUUUUACCUCCCCAUGCCCAUCUGUGUGGGAAAUGUCUGAAGAGCGGGCAAGUCCGAGGUGGAGGGAGAAUUCUCCAGGAAAUUCUGAAAGACUGAAUACUAUACAACCACCUCCAAGAGCAAAUUCGUUGCAGAGCCCAAUCUAUUUGUUUCCUGACCAAGACACUGCAAACAAGGCAUCAUCAAGUGUAAGGGAGUAGGGGCAGCUUGUAAAUGGAGUGGGAGAGUGCAGGCUUCAAAUGAGCAGUCUUUUAAGAUUAACAAUAUUUGAACAUUGUAAAGCUAACUAGUUUAUGCUUCAAAAAUAUGCUAAAGUCUAACACCAUUAAAAUUACAAACAAC
Molecule: messenger RNA, 1242 nt
Organism: Passer montanus (Eurasian tree sparrow)
Lineage: Eukaryota; Metazoa; Chordata; Aves; Passeriformes; Passeridae
Gene: DBX2
Product: developing brain homeobox 2
Exons: 4
Coding region: 159-1100 (313 amino acids)
Biological process (GO): regulation of transcription by RNA polymerase II
Molecular function (GO): DNA binding; DNA-binding transcription factor activity, RNA polymerase II-specific
Source: RefSeq, a predicted model, not a curated record